GUCGAGAGAAGUUAGAUAGGCAUGAGCGCACAAUUAUUAUUAUUUUUAAUACAUUUACCCUCUGGUCUUUCGGACAGUAAAAUCAUAGUAAAGGAAUAUUUGAGCCUGUUUGACUUUUUCUAAGUGAGUAAAUGGAUUUAUGAAAAACGACGAACGGAUCUUCUAUCGAUUCUAAAAUCUAUUAGAACUGGAGUAGGGGAGAUUUGUGACAAAAGUACAACUAGAUGUAAUCAUAUUUUAUUGUAGCCGAUGUAGGCCUAUGCUAAAUGUUUUCCUCUUUCUACGUAGCUACUGACAUUUUGAGUUCUAUGAUCUGGGAUUGGGGCACGCUUUUCUCAGGAGCGAUUUUUCUUUUGAUGCCUUGCGGAUUUUCUUUUAUUUUGGGCAAGUAGGGUAAACGUGGGUAAAGGCAAAUAUCUUCUAAAAGUUUCCUUUUAAUAUUGGAGCGUCUUUACGGGCUAAAGUUAACGACGUUGGAUAUAAAAGCUUUUGUAAAGUUCUAACAUCAAAUCUCGCACUCUGAGUACGACAUUUUUCUACGCUGGCUGUUUCGUCGACCCUCAAGAAGGUUGGCACAGUGAAUGGCUCAGUGCUGAUUCCCCAGAGGUCCCGAUGGCAUUCCGUUCACAGAGCAAUCAACAGCUGUAGCGGCCCUCACAGGAUGUUGGCGGUGCGGAGUACGCUGGUGGUUCUGGCCUUGCUUCCCCACAUUUUACCAUCCCAGGCCCGGCCUGCCAUCCCCGAUGAAGUCAACCCUGUGCCAUCUGUGGAAAUCCAAGCAGAGCGCUACACCCUUUACCCUGGGGACCGACUAGAGCUGAGCUGUAAAACCGAGUCAGUCAAUUGGACCAAGAACCAUGCAGUGGUGGUGGACGGGGAGCACACACGCUUACGAGACGGUCAGCUGGAGAUUGAGGGGGUGGAGCCGGCUGACUCGGGCCUGUACACCUGCGUCACCUUUGGCAACCACAGCUCUUACUUCUCUGUCAAUGUCACAGCAAUGGCCCCUCAGUGGGCUCAGCCCGAGAAGAUGGAGAAAAAGCUGCAUGCUGUCCCAGCCAGUAAGACGGUCAAGUUCCGCUGCCAGGCCAGUGGAAACCCCACCCCAACACUCAAGUGGUUCAAGAACAGCAAGGAAUUCAAGAGGGAUCAGCGCAUCGGGGGCUUCAAGGUUCGAGAACACAUGUGGACCAUCAUCAUGGAGUCUGUGGUGCCAUCUGACAAGGGGAACUACACCUGUGUAGUGGAAAACAAACAUGGAAGCAUCAACCACACUUACCAGCUGGAUGUUGUUGAGCGUUCCCCACACAGACCCAUCCUGCAGGCCGGACUGCCAGCCAAUCUCACUGCGGUGGUGGGCAGUGAUGUAGCGUUUGAGUGUAAGGUGUUCAGCGACCCCCAGCCUCACAUCCAGUGGCUGAAGCACAUCGAGGUCAAUGGGAGUCGCGUAGGCCCUGAUGGCUUACCCUACGUCCGUGUCCUCAAGACUGCUGGCCUUAACACCACGGACAAGGAAAUGGAAAUCCUCCAACUGAGGAAUGUGUCUUUUGAUGAUGCUGGGGAGUAUACCUGCUUGGCGGGCAAUUCUAUCGGGUUCUCUCAUCACUCUGCAUGGUUGAUCGUUUUUAAAGCAGUCCCACGCUCCCCACCACCCAACCAAACCUACCUGGAAGUGCUGAUCUACUGCGUGGGCUUCUUCCUCAUUGCUGUCAUGGUGGCCGUGGCCAUCAUCAUCAAGAUGCGCACCUCGUCCAAGAAAAGUGACUUCAACAGUCAGCUGGCUGUCCACAAGCUGGCUAAAAGCAUCCCCCUGCGCAGACAGGUGUCAGUGGACUCUAGCUCCUCCCUCCACUCCGGGGUGAUGUUGGUGCGCCCCUCCCGCCUCUCGUCCAGCGGCUCUCCUAUGCUGUCUGGGGUGUCUGAGUACGAGCUGCCCCAGGACCCACGCUGGGAGCUGCCCAGAGACAGACUGGUGCUUGGGAAGCCCCUGGGAGAAGGCUGCUUUGGCCAGGUGGUGAUGGGAGAGGCUUUAGGGAUGGACAAAGAGAAGCCGAACAGGAUCACCAAAGUGGCCGUCAAGAUGCUCAAAUCUGAUGCUACAGAGAAAGACCUGUCAGAUCUGAUCUCCGAGAUGGAGAUGAUGAAGAUCAUUGGGAAGCACAAGAACAUCAUUAACCUGCUGGGAGCCUGUACCCAGGAUGGCCCUCUCUAUGUUAUUGUGGAGUAUGCCUCCAAGGGAAACCUCCGGGAGUACCUGAGAGCUCGGCGUCCACCAGGCAUGGAGUACUGCUACAACCCUGACCAGGUGCCCAUAGAGAACAUGUCUAUCAAAGACCUGGUGUCCUGUGCCUACCAAGUGGCCCGCGGCAUGGAGUACCUGUCCUCUAAGAAGUGUAUCCACCGAGACCUUGCUGCCCGCAACGUGCUGGUGACAGAGGACAACGUGAUGAAGAUCGCAGAUUUUGGCCUGGCCAGAGAUAUCCACCAUAUUGAUUACUAUAAGAAGACCACCAAUGGUCGUUUACCAGUCAAGUGGAUGGCCCCAGAAGCUCUAUUUGACCGGAUAUACACGCACCAAAGUGAUGUAUGGUCUUUCGGGGUGCUGCUGUGGGAGAUCUUCACCCUGGGGGGCUCGCCGUACCCGGGGGUCCCUGUAGAAGAGCUGUUCAAGCUGCUGAAGGAGGGCCACCGUAUGGACAAGCCCUCCACCUGCACUCACGAACUAUACAUGAUGAUGAGGGACUGCUGGCAUGCCGUUCCCUCUCACCGGCCCACGUUCAAACAGCUGGUGGAAGACCUGGACCGCACCCUGGCCAUGACGUCCAACCAGGAGUACUUGGAGCUGUCUGUGCCUCUGGACCAGUAUUCCCCCAGCUACCCUGACACUCGCAGCUCCACCUGUUCCUCUGGCGAGGACUCUGUCUUCUCCCACGAUGCUGGGGCUGAGGAGCCCUGCCUGCCAAAGUUCCCUCCCCAUUCCAACGGGGUGGCCCUCAAGAAGCGCUGAUACCUCACUCCCCUCAAACACCCUGACAUUCCUCUUACUGUCGUUCCUUCUCUGCACCGCUGGCCUGGUAUGAACUCUCCCAACCCUCCCAGAGACUAGGCAAAACACUGGUGGAGAGUGGAACAAGCUUAAUUCUGAAACUUUUAAAUGUACCGGUUGGGCAUCAAGGACUCAAGGCUGCAGCAGUUUCUUGGCUCGUGAUUGAGGUGGAUAUGUUUUCGGAGCACUUUGUAUUGCUGGGAUUGUCUUUCUUUUUGUGUCAAACGGUGCAGGAGAAGGAAAGACUAAUUUCUCCACUUUGGGCAUUCCAUGGAACAAGAAUAACAGAACGUACUAAACUGAAAGAAUUAUGAAUUGGAUGGAUCUGAGUUAGGAUUAUGUCUGUUGUAUUUUUCCAAUGUUCAUCAAUAAUAAAUGAUUUUUUUUUUUGCUUUUAAGACCAAAUCCAGAGAAUAUAUUAACAAGGGACAUUCAUACAGUGCCUUCAGAAAGUUUUCACACCUCUUGACCUUUUCAAAAUGUUGUUGUUACAAAGUGGGAUUAAAAUGGAUUGAAUUAUCAUGUUUUGUCAACGAUCUAUACAAAAUAUUUAUAUCUAAGUGGAAGAAAAAUUUUAUGGAAAAAUAAAACACUCAUACCUUGAUUUAGAUAAGUAUUUAUAUUCCUGAGUCAAUACAUGUUAUAAUCACCCUUGGCAGCAAUUCCAACUGUUAGUCUUUCCUGGAUUGUAAAAUAUCUGCCCAUUAUUUUUUUUUUUAAGUUCUUCAAACUCUGAAGUUCUUUGUGACCAUUCCUAGACAGCCAUUUUCAAGUCUUGUCAUAGAUUUUCAAGCCAAUUUAAGUCAAAACUGUAACUAGGCC
Messenger RNA from Salvelinus namaycush (lake trout), 3868 nucleotides. RefSeq names its product fibroblast growth factor receptor 1a (gene fgfr1a). The coding region runs from base 662 to 3007 and encodes 781 amino acids. Gene Ontology annotation, molecular function: fibroblast growth factor receptor activity; ATP binding; fibroblast growth factor binding. Gene Ontology annotation, biological process: positive regulation of kinase activity; multicellular organism development; protein phosphorylation. Lineage: Eukaryota; Metazoa; Chordata; Actinopteri; Salmoniformes; Salmonidae. Gene Ontology annotation, cellular component: signaling receptor complex; membrane. The transcript is spliced from 17 exons. The record is from RefSeq and is a predicted model, not a curated record.